CUUUCCAGUGGUCCAAAGCAAGAACUUUGACCUCCAAUGAAUCCUUGCCAAUUUUAGGUGGCACUAUUGGAGCGUCAUGGUUCCAAUUUAGUUUAAGCACAUGCGGUGAUCACUGUUCUUUGUUUUAUUGGGUAAGAGUACCAGAUGUAUUGAUGUAUGAAUGUAUCAUGUGUCUAAUGAAACUGUUUUUUUCUUCCAGAUGAUAUAGUGGCAAGUUUUAGGCUGCAGAAGAAUGUUUCCGAGCUCAGGGGAAACAUGUCCAAGCUCGUACUGGACAUCUAUGCGGAAGUCGGUGUCCCUAACUCCAUUAUCCAGCAAGGAGAUGACAACCAUGUUUUCCUUCGGCCUCGUGCUUCUGGAGAUCAUCACUGGCAAGAGAGCGGUCCUGUCCGACGAGCCCGACGAGGACGACGAGACUCUGGUCUCUUGGGUCGGGUUGUCGCAGGUUCCAUGGAGCCUUCCUCCCCUCGUCAAGCUCGGCGCUAAGAGCGAGGAGCUGCUCUUCGCCUCGCCUUGCCUCGCACAAGCGACGUCGUCAGGUUGCAAGCAAAUAUUCCUGUCCGCUCUUUCACUAGUGUCGACCCUUGCUUUCAUUGCUAAUAAUACACGCAUGCUUCACAACUAAUACAGAAGAUGCAUUUCCAUCCCAUCUUGUAGGUGCUGACUCGAUGCAAACAAAUAAAAUAAAAUUAGUAGGUGUUGACUGCUCACACCCCAUAUAUGCUGAACGAUGCUAGCUGCUGUACCAAUGUGAUGUUGCUUGCUUGAUUGAUGACUGGUUGUCAUUAACUAGAAAAAACAAGAAGAAAAUCUUGUCAAUUUAUUUGAGGAGAAUCAUGUG
Messenger RNA from Aegilops tauschii subsp. strangulata, 841 nucleotides. The record is from RefSeq and is a predicted model, not a curated record. Lineage: Eukaryota; Viridiplantae; Streptophyta; Magnoliopsida; Poales; Poaceae.